Messenger RNA from Hyaloperonospora brassicae, 1998 nucleotides. The record is from the annotation of a GenBank genome assembly. NCBI's taxonomy places the organism in Eukaryota, Oomycota, Peronosporomycetes, Peronosporales, Peronosporaceae.
AUGGCAGUGCUGUCCAAAUCCGACGCCGUGUCUGGCGUCGCGUCGAUCGCUUCUGUGAUCGCACUGGCGAUUGCCAUCCGCGAACAUGGACAGAAGAAGGCGAACGCAGGUUUCCAGACCCAGUCCGAGUAUAUGACGCAGAAACAGGGCAGUCGCCAUCGAGUGGCAGUGAACAAGGACUUUUACCGCCGCUUUGUGCGUCUCUUCAGAGUGAUUGUGCCCGGUCCGUUCACGGCCGAAACGGGCUUUGCUGCGCUUGUAGCAGUGAUGCUCGUAGCACGCACGUCGUUUGACAUUCUCGUGCUGCACACGUUCACUGCUGUUGAACGAGCUAUUGUCUCCCGCUCACAGACGGAUUUUGUGCGCCACUUGCGGCGCUUUGUUGCUAUUAUGCUGCCCAUGAGUUGCGUCAAUAGUUUGCUCAAGUACGGCCACACGGAGCUCAGUCUGCGCUUUCGCACGAGACUUACGCGGCACUUGUACGAGCAGUACGUCAAGGGGUUUGUCUACUACCGAGUGUCUAAUCUGGACAACCGCAUUUCCAACGCCGAUCAGCUGCUUACAGUGGACGUGGAGCGGUUUUCCAACUCGGUUGCUGACUUGUACUCGAACAUGUCGAAGCCACUGUUGGAUAUCGUUCUCUACGCAGUGAAACUCUCGUCGACGAUCGGUGUCGAAGGCCCAGUGAUCAUGUUGAGCUACUUGAUCGUGUCAGGCUUCUUCCUCACGUGGUUGCGACAGCCGACCAGUCGCUUCACGAUCGCGGAACAACAGAUGGAAGGCAACUUUCGCUACAUGAACUCGCGGCUCAUCACGCAUAGCGAGGAGAUUGCAUUCUACAACGGCAAUGUCCGCGAAAAGCGCAUUUUGGACCAGUCGUUCAACCGCCUCAUCGAUCUCGUGCGCAGCUCACAGCAGUUUCGGUUCUCCAUGAGCGUCAUUGACAACGUGGUGGCCAAAUAUGCGGCAACGGUUGUCGGCUACGCUGUGUUGUCGAAGCCGUUUUUGGACAUGUCGAACCAGCGACUGGAAAACACGACGUAUGCAGACCGAAUGGAAGAAUACUUUCGAUCUGGAAAGAUGUUGCUGAAAAUGUCAGAAGCAAUGGGCCGUCUCGUGCUGUCCGGGCGCGAAUUGUCGCGCCUUGCGGGGUUUACAGCGCGUGUUGCGGAGAUGAUUGACGUUCUGUUCGAUCUGGACAAGGGAAAGUACCAGCGCACAAUGCUGAAAAGUGAGAGUGGGGACGUUGUGAGCGAAAGCAAAGCGCAAUCCACUUCAGCGGAAUCGCUUGGACUGUACCCGAACCAGGGCGAAAUCCGCUAUCGUGAUCAUGUCAUUGAGUUUGAGGACGUGCCACUUGUGACGCCGAAUGGUGACGUUUUGGUACCUUCGCUCACGUUUAAGGUUCAGUCAGGAAUGAACGUCGUUGUCGCAGGACCCAAUGGUUGUGGCAAAAGCUCGCUCUUUCGUAUUCUGGGCGAGCUGUGGCCAAUGUUUGGCGGUCGGCUGACGAAGCCAGAGCGCAACGGAUUGUUCUACAUCCCCCAGCGUCCAUACUUGACGCUAGGCACUCUUCGCGAUCAGGUUAUCUACCCUCAUUCGCUUCAGGAUAUGCAGGCAUGUGGGAGGACGGACGGAGAGUUGGCGCACUACCUUGAGAAGGUCCAGCUGGGUCAUUUGGUCGAACGCGAAGGCGGAUGGGAUGUCGUUCACGAUUGGGCAGAUGUUCUCUCUGGCGGUGAGAAGCAGCGUGUGGCCAUGGCACGCUUAUUCUACCACAAGCCUCAGUUUGCUAUCCUGGACGAGUGUACGUCCGCCGUCAGUGUGGAUGUUGAAGGGGCAAUGUACAGCUUCUGCCGCGAGCAGAACAUCACACUCUUCACUGUGUCGCACCGCAAGUCGCUGUGGGCGUACCACGAGUUUGUGCUCCGGUUUGAUGGUCGCGGCCACUACGAGUUCAAGAAAAUUGACAAGGCCGACGAAGCGUUCGGCUCUUAG